This is a messenger RNA of Phytophthora infestans T30-4, 276 nucleotides long. RefSeq lists its product as uncharacterized. The transcript has 2 exons. The record is from RefSeq and is a predicted model, not a curated record. NCBI's taxonomy places the organism in Eukaryota, Oomycota, Peronosporomycetes, Peronosporales, Peronosporaceae. Bases 1 to 276 code for a protein of 91 amino acids.
AUGCCCACAGGGGAGGACACGGCGGUACUGGUAGCAAUGCUAAUCGCUAACCCCAGCGACAAAGUCUCCAGGCGAAGUGUGACUGCGUCGAAACUGCUGUGGAGCCGUGUCUCAAAGAUCGAGGAGCUCCAGCUCAAGCUGGUCAAGAUGCAAAGACUGCUAGGAGAUCUGCUUGAGCUGCACGAAGAUAUCGCUGCACGCCUCUCCGAAGACAUGAACGAAGCAGUGCAGACGGCAACUAUUGGCGUCGAGCUGCGUCAGAGAGUGGGCACCUGA